AUGCAAAUUACGGCCGACGAUUUGGUGAACCAGGAGGACACCAUACACAAUGUGAAGGUUCAUGUCGAUAGGCGUUACAGAGACCAGCAGGUGUUCGUGGAUGCUGCAAUGCUCGUCGGAGCUGUUCUGAUAUUGAGCGUCACCUUCGGAGGAUGGCUUCAAUUUGCCCUGGGGAAUGUCAUCUGGGGUACUCCCAGAUCAGCGCAGACUACGCAGCCAUGGAGCAGCAUCUUAGUGUCAGACGGUUGCCUUCUACUUCGCCAGGGCGCUGGGCGCAUUCUACCGAUGAACACCUUCCACAUCAAAAGACCCGUCAGUUGAAUCUGCGACAUGGCCAAUUUGACCUCGUUUCUUUUGGCCCAGUCCGUUCUGUUCAUACUUGCGGCCUUCGUUGCAGCAGGUUUGGCAUGCCUGCCACCGAUCCGAGAGCAGCAAGCGAGCGUGAGACUUACGACCCUAAUCGCCGUCACUGUCUGUACUAGCUUAAGUGACCAAGGUUACGAGCUGCAGUGUCCAAUUCGACAGCAAAGUUCCAGAGCAAUACUCGAAGAAGACAUACAAUAGUACAGAAUUCAUCACAGAGUUUUUAGAGUGGAGAGGUGAUGUGGGAGGAGUAGAGAGUGAGGCCGCGCCUAUAUCUUUCAGAUCUUUACAUUCUCGAUUUUGCAUGUUUGGCGAAGAGAAAGUAAACUUCUAGGACCUUGAAAUUGACUGUUUUGCCUCAAACAACUGUACAAAGUGACAGACAUUGCAAGUCGAGGAAAUGCUCAAUUGCUGAUCGUGGUGUGAUUUCACGAAAGCGAACGUAAACGAAAAAAGAACUGCAGACAACGAUGAUUGUUUCUCAAAGAAGCUAAUCUCAAGAAGGCAUUGGCGGAAGCGCGGCUAGAUCUCAAGAAAGCAUUGGCGGAAGCGCGGCUCGAGGACAACAAACAUUGUCAAAAAUAUUUUGCAAACUCCGGCAAAAGAAGGAUUAGUGGCCAACCGGGACGGAAACUCCUCAUAACAAAGGUACGUAGAUGGAGUCAUUAUCACGGCCUUUUCGACAGCUCCAGGAGGUCCAUGGUGCACCCGAAUGUUACGUGUAUGCUCUUCACUCCGAUUCGUGCUCAUUGACUGUCUUUGCGCCCGGUUAUUUUGUCGGAUUCGGAUUAGCUAGAUUUGAAGGUGCCCACAGAGAGUGGAAAUAAAGAUUGGGUUUGUUUCGAUGGGAAGAAAUGGUAACAAUCGUCUAACGGUGAUUCGGUGCGAAUCUGCAUGAGCGAGCAUCCUCUUCCGUGUGUUAACAACAACGAUCAAUCGCGUGUAAACAAGCUGGAGCGUUUUAGUGUUAUAUCAUCAAUUAUUUGAACGCAUCACCUCGACGGCCUUGCAAAGCAUCUGAUUCUUUUGUGAAGGCCAUACAGGAAUCGCUGUCUAGAGAUGGUGUAAAAUACCUGUCAUGAUUGUAACAACUCUUGUUACCCUUUGCUAGUAUAAAGAGAGAUGAGGAUCAAAUGCUGGUCGAGUGGUAUCUCUAUCUAGCAUAGUGCACAAUAUGUGCUUGUAUAAUCACCAUUGCAUUCCGACAUUGGACUUGAAAGGAACUUUGAAGAGUACCUCCUCUGAUUGACUAUGAGCUAGACCUGUUCAAUGCAAUCAUGUUCAAUGUCAUUGCUGGCG
This is a messenger RNA of Marchantia polymorpha subsp. ruderalis, 1662 nucleotides long. Lineage: Eukaryota; Viridiplantae; Streptophyta; Marchantiopsida; Marchantiales; Marchantiaceae. The record is from the annotation of a GenBank genome assembly.